GGCAAAAAGUGUUCAGACAUAUCUCAAUUCCUGAAGAAGUUAAGAGGAGUAGGGAAAAUCGACAGAAAGACUGACUAGAUCAAUCGCAACAAGAUCCUUCAGUGAAUGAUUCGGAACAAGAUGAGAAUCAGCUCCAAACAAAGGAUAAGAAGAUAAAAAGUUCAGCAUUACAUCAUAAACACUCCUUUGAACCCGAAGACUGUGACACUAGCAUUUUCCUAUAAUAAACUGUAUAGGCCAAGCAGAUAAAAAUUCAGAUCUUAAGCCAGUCAGAAAAGUUAAAAAGCUGAGAUUAAAAUAAUGCCUGCACAAAUAUAAAAGGGCUUAGCUUUCCGAAAUAAAAUCCUAAAAAGACUAAAGAGAGAAGCUACUCUUCUUCCUUUUGUGAACACCCCCAGUGAUCCUACAGGAAUGAAGAGACUAGACGUUCCUUUGAGAUCAAUGAAGACAAAAGCAAUCAGAUGUCCUUCAAAUAGCUUUGAAAUGUCCUCUCAAGCCCAUUCGAAUAGAGGCAUUCCUAAAUAAUAUCAGCAAUUAUAUUACUAAAAGGAUGAAGAAAGAAGGGUACUUAAAUAGUGAAAUUUCUGAAGCUUCAAAAAAGGCAACAGGUGGUUCAGACAGAGGCUCUCCGUAUAAAAAGAACGUAUCCACAAAAUACGUUGGUAAUCUCAGCAAUUAAUGUUCUAGAUACCCCAAACAUUAAGCUGAGUAUUGCUUUGAAUGUUCAAGAAGAGAAAGAUAAAAAUGCUUCGAGGAAUCCAGUCGAUCAGUCUCUUGAUAGUAGACUUAAGACGCCUAGUAGCACAGUCCUAUAUCAACCUCGACUUUCUUAUGAUUUUUCGUCACUAAAUACUGACUUAAAGAAAUCAAUCGAUAACCAAAAUCGCACAGUAUUUGUUGAGAACAACUCAGAAAGCUACCAAACCUCCAGCUAUUCUGGCUAUCCAAAAUCAUCAAUUUCUAACCCAGAUCCCAUACCUCCCCCAAAAAUCACCAAGUCCACAUCCCCAAAAUCCCCUAUCCCAAAAUCCCCCCUUGCCCCAACAACUCCUCUACCAAAUCCCAUCACAAAACACAACUCAAGACUACAAAACCUCUCCACAUUACCUAAAAUUCCAUUGGCCGUCCUACAGUCUUCCUACGUUCGUAAAUCGACAGCUUUACCUUCUGGCCCUACAGCUUCGUUGCAAGGUGCCUUAAAGACACCUGGCCAGGAGUCCCACCGGACUCCUAGGCUGGGGCCUGAGCAAGGCCACAUCUUUGAAAGCCUGGUCAGGCCAAGACUUGGAUUUGUCAAGGAAAUGCUGGUCAUGGUCAGGAAGAAGGUAAAAUUUCAAGGAAAAAAGGAAGUGCUGAGAUUGAGUAAAGGAAGAGUCAAGAGAUUUGUAGUAAGAAGAGCUACUUUAGAUAAAAAUACACAUGCAGUAGGAGUGAUGAGUGAGUGUAUUAGAAAGAUUAAGGAAGGGAGCUUUGGAGUAGCAGAGCUAGAUUUGUUGAAAGGACAGAAGAGAUUGAAAUAAUACAGCACUUUUGAAGUAUGUGUCAGGUUUGAUGAGAUUGGUACAUAAGCCAUUGAACAAACUACAGAUAUUUAAGAUCGAAAAGUCGUUAUCAAUAAUCGAAUCUCAUCUCUCAAAUAAUUCACAUCAAAGAAAUUCCUCACUUCCUACCCCUAAAAUUCACACCAAAAGAUACAAAUCAAGCUCUCUAUACAGUAAAAUCGCAACUUACUCAGUUUCUCGCCCCAGAGAACUCCAAAAAGCUAAUUACAAAAAGAUAAAACUUCCAAGUAUCAAGCACUAA
Moneuplotes crassus is the source of this 1803-nucleotide messenger RNA. Lineage: Eukaryota; Ciliophora; Spirotrichea; Euplotida; Euplotidae. The record is from the annotation of a GenBank genome assembly.